This is a messenger RNA of Poecilia reticulata (guppy), 4429 nucleotides long. Its product is annotated as NLR family CARD domain-containing protein 3-like. NCBI's taxonomy places the organism in Eukaryota, Metazoa, Chordata, Actinopteri, Cyprinodontiformes, Poeciliidae. The record is from RefSeq and is a predicted model, not a curated record. Gene Ontology annotation, molecular function: protein binding.
AAUGAAGCAGGACGGACCAGGAUCUUCCCAGGAAAAACAUCUGUCCAUGGAAAGUAACUGGUCUAAAGAUGAACCAAUUCAAUUCAAGGAAAGAGAACCCACUGGAAAUAAAAACCAAACGGAUCAGGAGCCACCAGAACCACAUCAACCAUGUUUGGUGUCCAUUUCUGCUGAGAGUCCUGAGGAAUCUAAAGAUGAACCAACUGAACCCAAGACACGAGGAAACUCGCUUCUUGAAAUGUUGGCUCGAAUAUCGACUUUCUCUAACCAGAGAUCAGAAACUUCUAGAGACCAUAAAGAGCAUCUGGAUUCUGUUUUCAAGGUGGUUGAGGAGGACAUUUUCAGUUUUGUAAGAACUGAACUGCAGAAGAUGAAGAACAUGUUGAGCCCUGAGGGCUCAGGGUGUCUUAAUGUGGAUGAUAAAACAGCUGGAGAUGAAGAGCAAAGGAGAGACAACAGAGAUGCAUUCCUGAAAAUCACACUGAACUUCCUGAAGAGAAGAAAUGAGGAGCAGCUGGCUGAUUCUUUACAAAAUAAAACUCAAGCUGCUAUUUGCCARGUGAAAUUAAAGUCCAGCCUGGCCAAAAGGUGUCAGUACCUGUUUGAGGGUAAUUCAUGGAGAGGAAAACUGACGUCUAUGAAUCAGAUCUACACUGAGCUUAAUGUCACAGAGCAAGAGAAAGGAAAKGUCAACAAUGAACAUGAGGUCCAACAAACUGAAGCAGCAUCCUUGAAACCAGGUGAUCCAGAAGCAACCAUSAGCYGUGAGGAUAUUUUUAAACCUGGAAGAGAUGAGCAAAUCAGAACGAUGGUGAYCAAAGGUGCUGSUGGCAUUGGGAAAACACUCUUGACACAGAAAUACACCUUGGACUGGGCUGAAGGUAAAGCCAACCCCAAUAUACAGUUUAUCUUCCCAUUCACCUUCCGAGAGCUCAACUUGCUGAAAUCUCCAAGCAUCACCUUAGUGAAACUGAUCCAUCAGUUCUUUCCUGAGAUAAGAAAAGCAGGAAUCUGCARCUUUGAAGAGUUCCAGAUUUUGUUUAUUUUUGAUGGUCUGGAUGAACUUCAACCUCCUCUGGAUUUCGGAGACACUCCGAUUCUGACAGAUGUUACAGAACCUUCCUCACUUCACACGAURCUCGUAAACCUCAUCAGAGGGAARUUACUUCCYUCRGCYCGUCUCUGGAUAACCACACGACCCGCAGCAGUCCAUCAGAUCCCURUUCAGUAUGUUGACAGUGAGACAGAAAUCAAAGGUUUCACAGACCAGAGGAAGGAAGAAUACUUCAGGAAGAGAUUCCAACACAAGGAAGAGGCCAGUAAAAUCAUCUCUCAUAUUGGGACAUCAAGAARCCUCCACACAAUGUGUCACAUCCCAGUUUUCUGUUGGAUCACAGCUACAGUUCUGGAUCAGGUCUUGAAAGAUAAAGACAAAACAGAGCUGCCCAAAACCCUGACUGAGUUGUAUAUCCACUUCUUGGCUGUACAGGUCAAACAGGACAAUGCCAAGUAUCAGAAAAAAGUUUUGACUGAUGAAAUCUGGAAUUCASAAACUGAGAAAAUCAUUCUUGCAAUGGGAAAGCUGGCCUUUGAGCAGCUGGAGAAAAGAAAUCUGCUCUUUUAUGAAGAGGACCUAAAAGAGUGUGGCAUUGACAUAAACACUGCAUCGACUUACCCAGGAGUGUUUACAGAGACCUUUAAGGAAGAGAGCCUACUGAASCACAAAAGGCUCUUUUGUUUUGUCCAUCGGAGCAUUCAAGAGUUUCUGGCUGCACUUCAUGUCUUCUUAGUGUUCAUGAAGGCUGGUGACAAUCUGGUGAGAAGAAGUCGCAGUGCUUUGCAACCCGAAUCUAAAUUUAAACAGUUUUAYCAGAGUGCAGUGGACAAGGCUUUGGAGAGUCCAGAUGGAUACUUGGACAUGUUURCCCGCUUUCUCUUGGGGCUUUCACUGAAAACUAACCAAGACCUCYUACAAGGCUUGUUGAAAAAGACCAAAAAUGUUYCGCAGGUUCAAAAAAUGCUUGUCCAACACAUCAAGAAAAAUAUCAGGGAUUGUCCUGAUGCUGAGAAAAGCAUCCGRAUGUUUYACUGGCUGAAUGAACUGAAUGACCACUCUCUAGAGGAGGAGAUACGGCUCUACGUGAGUGGAGAAGUCCUUGAAAAAGAGCUCACCUCUUCUCAGUGGUCAGCACUGACCUUUGUCUUGUUGUCUUCACAAAAAGUGUUUGAUGUUUUUGACUUCAAGAAGUUCUGUAAAUCAAAGGAGGCCCUUCUGUGGCUAGCACCAGUGGUGAAAGUAUCAAAGAAGUCUCUGCUGUGUAGCUGUAACCUGUCACAGAGGAGCAGUAUACUUCUGGUGCCAGUGUUAACCGCUGAGAACUCUUGCCUCAGAGAGUUGGACCUGAGUGACAAUGAUCUGCAUGAUGAAGGAGUAGAUUUGCUUUCUUAUGGACUCAGGAGUCCAAAGUGUAAACUGGAGGUUCUCAGCUUGUCAGGCUGCCUGGUCACAGAGAAAGGAUGUGCCUCUCUGGCUUCAGCUCUGAUCUCCAAUCCUUCAUAUCUGAGAGAGCUUGACCUGAGCUUCAACCAUCCAGGAGAGUCAGGACUGGAUGUUUUUAUCACUGGGCUGCAGGAUCCAAACUGGAAACUGAAAACUCUAAAGCGGGAUCACUGUGGAAAACAACGCCUGAAUCCAUCACCCCAAAAGUUCUUCCUAGAGCAGACCCUGGAUCCCAACACAGCAAACAGAAAUCUGAUGCUGACACAAGACAACAAACAUGUGAAGGUUGUGAAGGAGGAGCAGCCAUACGCUGACCAUCCAGAGAGGUUUGACACCUGGAAGCAGGUGCUGUGCACUGAUGGUCUGACUGGUCGCUGCUACUGGGAGGUCCGAUGGAAAGGGACAGUCAGAAUAGGACUGACAUACAGAGGAAUCAGGAGGCAGGGGGAGAGUGACGAGUGCUGCAUUGGUGGAAACGAUCAGUCCUGGGCUCUUUCAUGCAGUCCUCAGAGUUUCACUGCCUGGCACAACAACACACCAACAGCAGUAAAACCACUUGAAAAGACCAACUCCAACAUGCUGGGAGUGUAUUUGGACUGGUCUGCAGGCACUGUGUCCUUUUACUUGCUCCUUAGAAGAGCUUCCAUCCCAAAAAAUACCCAUCUUCAUACAUUUCAGGCGACAUUCACUGAACCACUCUAUGCUGCAUUUGGGUUUGAACAAACCCAGGUACUUGAGGAUGAAUCUUCUUUAGUUUCCCUGAUUCAGGUUGAAUAAUGAGGUCUGAUCCUUUAGAGAAGAAUGUUUUACAAAGUGAACUCAGCAGCACUCAAAAGGUGGACAGAUAAGCUAUUCAUUUAUGUAAUACAACAAGGUCAUAGUUCAGAUCUGAUCUCCCAACAUGUAAAUCGUCAAUUUACAAAGAUAAUAAUCAGAGAACAUAUCAAACAAAAAUCAACACAAACAUAUAUGUACACUUAAUCUAGAAACUCAAAUCUGCUUAACUUGGACUGUGGGAGGAAACUGAAUUACCCAGACAAAACCAGGCACAUCUGGAGAACAUCAAAGCUUCAGACUGAAAAGGUUCAUCAGGUUUCUAGAAGAACCAUCACUAACCUCCCCUCUGCUCUAAUCCGUCCUGAUAGAUCUGUUGUUUAUGUUUUUAUUUAAUGCUCACAAUGAACUAUCUAAGCAUUAAAAUUAAAAUGUACUUUAAUAGGCAACAUUGAUUAUAUUUAACCAUGUUUGUGUGCGAAUGAAUGUCUCAACAUUAAGAAAGACAACAACUAUGAACUUAUCAGAAGAGAAAUCUCAAAAAGCUAAACUGGCUGAUUUUAAGACAGCAAACCUUCAGGCUCAGGUCAUGAAGACGAUAAUGUUUAAAAAACAAAUCAUUUUAAACUUCAAACUAAAGGAUUCACUAACAACAGCGCUGUCGAGUUAGUUUGUUAAAUUAUACUAACUUGUCCUCUGGGUUUAUUGUCUGMAACUUUUUUGCAGACAAAACAAACAAUGAUUUAUAGAAACAUGUCUUUAAUUCUUAGAAAUUAUUUUCCCCUUGAUUUGAUUUUUUGUGAAGCAGUUACAGGAUUUUUGCAGAAAGGAACCAAAUUUUAUUGUAUUUAUUUAAAAAUGUCUAGUUUUUCUAUUAAACACUAAGAUUGAACAUUUUAAUGAACAAAAUAAAGCAUUCUGUGGGUGAUUUUGUUUGUUAAUUAAGUUUUAUAUACAUCUGAAGUUUUGCUGAAACACUUUAAUUUCAUUUUAUUUAAUCAGAUUUAUAUGCUGUAAUUUGACCAGCAAUUCUAAAGUGUUUAUAYGCUAACUGUUGUGACUUUCUUUGUAAAUGUGCACCACUGUAUUAGAAUGUGUUGUGURUAUAAAUAUAGUCUGAUACCAUGUUAUGUUAUUAAACUCACAACUUAAGGU